GAUGAAAGUAACUGAGACGCGGAGGAAGUGGCCGAUGUUUUCGUUGGUUUUCUUACUGCGGACGCCAGCUGCUAUCACAACAUCAGGGUUCACCUCCGAGUCUCUGUGCGUAAUGUGUGCGUGCGUGCCUGUGCGUAAAACCCGCGCACUGCCCCCGCGUGCACCAGCAGCAGCAGCAGCAGCAGCAGCAGCAGUCAGUCAGUCUCUCUAAUGGAGUGACCCCCCAGCACGUUGGCUGAAGGGAAGACAAGAGCGCUGAGUCAACGAAUCACAGCGAGAAGGAUGCAACAGUUGAUGUGCGCAAGUUGCACAGUUUUCGGCCUGCACGCAAUCGGAGGAUGGUGGUUCGGAUGCGCGUGGAGGAAGGAUCGGGUGUUUCUGUCGCUCUGAACCCACUUCAUCAGUCCCACUGAGGGGAGAAAUUUAAAACGCAUCUUCCCCGUGCUGCUGGCGUUGCAGUUGCGCGCUGCCUGUGCCACUUUUGCGCGUCUUUCCCCCAAACCAGAAUGGACAUUUGGACAGGAGCGCGUUCGGAGGGACUCGGCGCCCCGCUGGAAUGGAGCUGAAGUGCGGAUCUCGGGUGGUCUGCGGCGGCGAGUAGCAGCGCGGUCCCCUGCGCCAACGAUGCAUCGGAUUCUGCAGAGGAGGCGAGUGCGCAAGCUGCGGGUCGUCUGGGCGUCUCUGGCCCUGGUGGCGCUGUCCCUGGCGGCGUGCAGCGCGCUGUUCACGGCGUGGACCUGGCGACAGACGCGGGACCUGUCUCAGUCCUUCAAGGUCUUGCAGGACCGAUUGGAGCAGGUGAAUACACAGAGGAAGGCCAUCGUCCAGCUCAUUCUGGAGAAGAGAGAGCUGCUGGUGGGGCAGAGAGUGAAGAGAGACGGGGGGACGUUUCGAGGGAGGAAUGGAAAUGGAAAGAAGGCAGCGUCUCAUUUCGAGAUAACCAAAGUCUCCUCUCAGCAAGUGGGAGAAGGUGGUGUGAUAAAGGGCUGGGAAGAGCGGACGUUGAAUAUGAGCAAAGCGGUGAAGUACAACAAGGAGCUGGGCACCUUCACUGUGGAGAAGGCCGGCGUCUACUUCCUGUUCUGCCAGGUGUUGUUCAAUGAGCAGCAGACUCCGUACGUGAAGCUGGACGUGGUGACCACCGGCCAGAAGCCUCAGAAGCUGCAGUGCAUAGAGGGCUACGCGACGACCCCCUCCGCCGGGCCGCACUCCUUCCACUUCGUGAAGUCGUGCCAGGUGUCCGGCCUCCUGCGACUGGACCGGGGCACGGAGCUGCAGGCCAUCACGGGCUCGUCCUUCCGGCUGCACACCGUGGGCAGCCCCUCCGCCUCGCCUCACGUCUUCAGCAUCUUCAAAGUCAACUGAAGCUCGGCGCUCGUCUGAUCUGGGAUGGAAACUCAUCUCACUGCAACGCAACUUGUUUUUGUGUGUGGAUGAGGUUUUUUUUCUUCUUUUCUUCCAAGUGGUCAGAAGCAGCCGAGGGCAUCACAUCCUGCUACAGCCGCUCCUCAAAGACGCUAAUUUGAAAGACAAGCCUGACAUUUGCGGACGAUGUUGUGGAAAUGUUUUCCUCCGGACGGUGGAACGCAAAACAACCGACUUCGGAUUAAAACCAAAACCCAAAGUGGACACGAGGCCUCAAUGAAUGUCUGCAAAACACGUGCGAUGGAAGCUGUUGUGUACAUAAAGGGCCUCACACACACAAAAAAAAAAAGUUCAUCUUAGCCUCCGUAUCAUGUAAUAAAUAGUGCUUACACUGUCUUUAUAAGACUGACAGUAAAGCUGUGCAUGCACCUUUCACUUUUAUAUCACCGGUUGCCUCAAGAAGCUGAGAGCACAUCUGCAAGCAUCAGAUCUCGACGCUAUAAAAGCCAAAUGAGUUGUCGUUCAUAUUUUAUACAAUACGGUGUGUGUCUGUGUGUGUGAGAGAGAGAGAGAGAGUGUGUGUGUGAGAUCUGAUGAAUCCAACAGUUCUUGUUUAUACUGAUUUAUGCUCAUUACAAUUCAUUGUGCGGUUUUAAGCGUGACGUUGCCUCUUCACAUACUUUGUAUAUAUGUCACACACGUGUUACAUGGGUGCGUUUCAACUCGGCAAAGAAAGUGGAACAUUUUAAAUAACAUGGAUGUGAAUUUGUGCUCUUUUCUAAGGUCAAAUUUGAUUGUAAGGUAUUUUUAUAUGUCGUGUACUUGGCUUUACUUUUGAGAAGUAUGCACAAGUUCUAGAAGUGUACAGCUUUGAAUAUAUAUCUUUCUUUUCUGACUUUAUUAUGUUAGUGGUAACAAAACACCAUUUCCUGCCUAUAGGUGCGUCAUCUGUUAAUCAUACCGUUUAUAACACUGAGAGGAAAUCAUGAAAUAAUAUCGGGGAGGAAAUGACACAUUCAAGGUUAAGUGGCAAUUAACUUAAGAGAUUUUCAUUAAAGAAGUAGCAUCGUUAAGACUUGUAUUAUUCUGUAAAGUUCUUUAAAGUCAAAGUGUCGCAAAACAAGACAAAGUAGUUAUGUAUUAAAACAAAUUCGCACGA
Molecule: messenger RNA, 2524 nt
Organism: Hippoglossus stenolepis (Pacific halibut)
Lineage: Eukaryota; Metazoa; Chordata; Actinopteri; Pleuronectiformes; Pleuronectidae
Gene: tnfsf12
Product: TNF superfamily member 12
Exons: 6
Coding region: 625-1365 (246 amino acids)
Biological process (GO): immune response
Cellular component (GO): membrane
Molecular function (GO): tumor necrosis factor receptor binding; receptor ligand activity
Source: RefSeq, a predicted model, not a curated record